AUGAGAGCAGACUUAAUAACCAUUUUAUUUAUAUCCUGCUUUCUGGGAACUGGUUUCACUAGUCUAAGACGCUCGAAGGGAACCAUUCUAGAUUUGGAUGGCUACUUCGAAUCACAUGAUUUUGAUUCACAAGAGCGAGUAGUUGGUGGUGCCGCAGUACCUGAAGGCGAGUACAUUCCUUAUCAGGUAUCCAUGCAAUAUAGGACACGAAGUGGCAAAGAUAGACACUUCUGUGGCGGGUCCAUAAUUGCUGCCAAUCGCAUUCUAACGGCAGCUCAUUGUGUCAAUGGUCAGGAUGCAAAGCGAAUCUCAGUUGUGGCAGGAAUACGUGAUCUUAAUGAUAGCUCUGGAAUUCGAUCACAGGUGUUGUCCUACGAAAUCCAUGAGAACUAUGAGGAGUUGGUUACUAGUGAUAUAGCCAUCUUAAAAAUCGAACCACCAUUUGAGUUGGAUAGCGCCAAAGUAAAACAGGUGGAUGUGAGUGGAAGUGACAAAGUCGAUGGUGGUCAGGCUGUAACUCUCUCUGGAUGGGGUGCUAUGUGGCAUGUGGGCCAAGGUCCAUUGGCCAUAUACCCGACAUUGCUGCAACGGAUGUCCUAUAAAACAAUCACCAACGAGCAAUGCAAAAAAGUUAUGACACAGUUGACGGAUACGGAGAUCUGCGCCUUGGAGCGCUUCGGCAAAGGAGCUUGCAAUGGUGAUUCCGGAGGUCCCCUUGUAAUGGAUAAUGGUGGAAGCUUGAAACAGGUUGGAGUCGUUUCCUAUGGCACUGCAUUAUGUGCGUCCAAUAGUCCCGAUGUUUACACCCGCGUAUCCAUGUUCGACGGCUGGGUCAAAGCACGCUUAUCUUAA
Bactrocera tryoni is the source of this 852-nucleotide messenger RNA. RefSeq names its product chymotrypsin-1. Gene Ontology annotation, biological process: proteolysis. The record is from RefSeq and is a predicted model, not a curated record. Bases 1 to 852 code for a protein of 283 amino acids. Gene Ontology annotation, molecular function: serine-type endopeptidase activity. The transcript is spliced from 3 exons. NCBI's taxonomy places the organism in Eukaryota, Metazoa, Arthropoda, Insecta, Diptera, Tephritidae.